Molecule: messenger RNA, 4100 nt
Organism: Dunckerocampus dactyliophorus (ringed pipefish)
Lineage: Eukaryota; Metazoa; Chordata; Actinopteri; Syngnathiformes; Syngnathidae
Gene: large1
Product: LARGE xylosyl- and glucuronyltransferase 1
Exons: 15
Coding region: 478-2745 (755 amino acids)
Biological process (GO): protein O-linked glycosylation via mannose
Molecular function (GO): xylosyltransferase activity; glucuronosyltransferase activity
Source: RefSeq, a predicted model, not a curated record
AAAGAGCUGCUGUGUUGAGGCCGAAAACUCAGACACAAUCUGGAAAGAGGGGACGACAACAAAAUACCUGUGAAGAUUAUAUACACUCAACAGGAGCCGCGAAAGACGUUUUUAGCGUGGCGACAGGGCGAGAUCUGCAUGGCUUCCUGGCAAUGUCGCUGCAAUCAAGUCCCGCUUACUCUUAAUGAGAAUGUGGUGUGUGGUGACCUGUCUGCAGAUUUAAAUCUUUACAUGGAUGAAACAUAGCUGCAUGCUUGCUAAUGCUGGUGCUGUGAGCUCAUGGUCGCAGAAAAACUCUUUUUUGCGCAAAACUGAUGAGGGAAGCAUAAUAUUCCGCCUGGAGCAGCGUGGGCUUUAUCACCCAAAAUCUCCCCGUUUGACGCCUCUCUGCAUCAGUGCCAUGAAUCGUACCGGGCAACAGUUGCUACCCACAUAGAGGUCACUUUACCUCUCUUUCCGUUUGAUUCCGUCCAGAGGAUGCUGGGAAUGUGUCGCGGGCGCAGGAAAUUCCUGGCGGCCUCCCUCGCCCUGCUCUUCAUCCCAGCUCUCACCUGGCUUUACCUCUCAGUCGGCAGCUUUCAAGUGAAGCCUCUCCCCCUGUCACCAUUGGAAACCCAGUCAUCCACACCUGUAGGAGGGGACGGUGAGCGCCAAGCGUUGGAGUCUCGAGUGCGGGCGGUGGAAGAAGAGAACCGGGCGCUGCGCCGGGAGCUUAGCCGGCCGCCCAGGAGCCCGUCGGCACACCUUCCAUACGGCGGCCACCAUGGCAACCAAAGCAGAGCUCAUUCAGAGGAGGGCACCGGUGACAACGAGGGCCAGAAAGCUGCUGCAGCAGGAAACAGUUCAGACUGUGUCCAACAGCCAGUCGUGGAUAAGUGUGAGACCAUCCAUGUUGCCAUCGUAUGCGCAGGCUACAACGCCAGUCGAGAUGUGGUGACGCUGGUUAAAUCGGUCCUUUUCCACAGGCGGAACCCCCUUCAUUUCCAUUUCAUCACAGACGCCAUAGCUCAGCAAAUCCUGUCCUCUCUGUUCCACACCUGGAUGGUUCCUGCUGUUCGGGUCGACUUCUAUGACGCAGAUGAACUGAAGUCCGAGGUGUCAUGGAUCCCAAACAAGCAUUACUCCGGAAUAUACGGUCUGAUGAAGUUGGUGCUCACCAAGACACUCCCAUCUGAUCUCCAAAAAGUCAUCGUUCUGGACACAGACAUCACGUUUGCCACGGACAUCGCCGAGCUCUGGGCUGUCUUCCACAAGUUUAAAGGCCAGCAGGUUCUGGGUCUGGUGGAGAACCAGAGUGACUGGUACCUGGGGAACCUGUGGAAGAACCAUCGGCCAUGGCCUGCACUGGGGAGGGGCUUCAACACGGGGGUGAUUUUGCUUCUCCUCGAUCGACUACGAAAGCUGAGAUGGGAGCAGAUGUGGAGGUUGACUGCAGAGCGGGAAUUAAUGAGCAUGUUGUCCACUUCAUUGGCAGAUCAGGAUAUCUUCAAUGCUGUCAUCAAACAGAAUCCGUUCCUGGUUCACCAGCUUCCAUGCUUCUGGAACGUUCAGCUCUCGGACCACACCCGCUCUGAGAAGUGCUACAAAGAUGUGUCGGACCUCAAGGUCAUCCACUGGAACUCUCCUAAGAAACUACGAGUCAAGAACAAGCAUGUGGAGUUUUUCCGUAAUCUCUACCUAACCUUCCUGGAGUACGACGGCAACCUGCUGCGACGAGAGCUGUUCGGCUGCCCCAGUGAGGCCGAUCACAACAGCGAGAAUCUCCAGAAGACGCUGUCCGAGUUGGAUGAAGACGAUCCAUGCUACGAGUUCCGUCGGGAGAGAUUCACCGUCCAUAGAACGCACCUUUACUUCCUCCACUAUGAGUACGAAGUCAGCCCUGACAACACGGAUGUCACGUUCGUCGCCCAGCUUUCCAUGGACAGGCUUCAGAUGUUGGAGGCCAUCUGCAAGCACUGGGAAGGCCCCAUCAGCUUGGCGUUGUACCUGUCCGACGCCGAGGCCCAGCAGUUCCUGCGCUACGCUCAGGGCUCUGAGGUGCUCAUGAGCCGUGGCAAUGUAGGCUACCACAUCGUAUACAAAGAGGGACAGUUCUACCCGGUCAACCUGCUGCGGAAUGUCGCAGUGCGACAGGUCAACACACCUUACAUGUUCCUGUCCGACAUCGAUUUCUUGCCCAUGUAUGGCCUUUAUGAGUAUCUCAGGAAGUCAGCUGUUCAACUAGACAUGGCCAACACCAAGAAAGCACUCGUGGUGCCAGCGUUUGAAACGCUGCGCUAUCGUCUGUCCUACCCGAAAUCUAAAGCGGAGCUGCUUUCUCAGCUUGACAUGGGAACUCUCUUUACAUUCAGGUACCAUGUGUGGACCAAAGGCCAUGCACCGACUAACUUUGCCAAAUGGCGGACAGCCACCACACCCUAUAAGGUGGAGUGGGAGGCGGACUUCGAGCCAUACGUCAUGGUGAGAAGGGACAGCCCCGAGUAUGACCGCCGCUUCGUGGGCUUUGGCUGGAACAAGGUGGCACACAUCAUGGAGCUGGAUGCACAGGAAUACGAAUUUGUGGUCCUGCCCAACGCGUACAUGAUCCACAUGCCCCACGCGCCCAGCUUCGACAUCACCAAGUUCCGCUCCAACAAGCAGUACCGGGUCUGCCUCAAGACCCUCAAGGAGGAGUUCCAGCAGAAUAUGUCGCGACGCUACGGCUUCGCCGCCCUUAAAUACAUGACGGCCGAGAACAACAGCUAGCCCCCGCCCCCGCUGCAGACCCUCAUUCCCCCCCACAACCAUGAAUGACUACACUGUAGCGACGUAGGUGGGCGGGCGCGUGGGGUACGAUUUGCAGCACAGAAACAAAGAUUGUGGAAUAAAUCAAGACUUUUCUUUCAAACUCUGCUGGACCAUCCAGGAAAUAGUCACCUCCACUCGGAUGUGAAAAAAAGCAGUGGCGCCGCCCCCCUGCUGCAUUUUUAGGCUUAACGCUGCGUGUGCAUGUGUGUGACAGUACAUGCAGGUGUGUGCUUGUAGCGGAGGGGCAUUGUAGGAAGUGCAUUGAGUUUGCAUCCAAGUGCCGUGAGGAAAAGCAUUUUGGACGACACCUUAUCAUCAUGGCGGUGAGACAAAUCGGUAAAGACUGAAGCGAGUGACGUACGAAGACCACCGAGCUAGCCAAUCAGCUGCCGCGGGUACAAAUCUCAAUCCAUCCUUCCUUGUUUUAGUGUGAAUUUUGAAUCAAAGCACCAUCCCUCUCCCUUUCUUGCUUAUUCUUGCCUCUAGUUUGAUGACAUUAUACUGUAGUGGAAUAGUAUUGUAAUAGUAGUGUAGUACCCAUGCCAUCUAGUACCUCAUUUUAUUCAAGCAGUUACUAAAACCCCAAGAUUGCUAAAAUAACCAGGUAACCAGGCAAAUCCUAUUACGUCACCUGAAUAGUAGGGGUGGGCGAUACCGCCAAAUGUUGGUAUCAGUCCCAUACCAAGUAAAUACACGGACAAUACUACCGAUACUGAUGCUUGAUCUUGAUGCUUGAUUUUUUUUUUUCCCCUUUAAUUUUUUGAUCAUUUUUAUAAUCAGUAAAGAAGAGUACCGAUAUUUGCAUCGAUCCGCCCACUCCUACAGAAUAGUACAGUAAAUUUGGCCGCGAUAUUACAACCAUACACAAAGAACCACAAUGCCUUUAAGAUGUAUUCAUUUACGUUUGGGAUUGAGCUUUGCAGUGGAAAUGCACCAUGCUGAGUGGUUUUUAAAGGCAUUUAAAUUUUUUUUUUUUGAACAUCAGGGAUAAUAAGCAAAAAUGAACAAAUUCUUUCAACUUGAGUAUUUUGUGUGCUGAAAAUGUUUUUAUUUUAUUUGAGCUUGAACAUUUAGCGUGCUGACCAUUUGUAUUCUUUUUCUUCUUUUGUUUUGUUUUUACUGUUGUGAAACUAGAGGCCUCUUUCUCCUUUUCCUCCAACCUCUCAGUACAAGGAGGAGAUUGGCGUGAUCCUACAGGUGUGUUUGUGUGUGUGUGUGUGUGUGUUUGUGUGUGAGUGAUGUGUUAGGGGGCCACGGUGUGCAAAGAGGUAGGACAGUGCUGACUGAUGCUGCUACUGGAAUAAAAGGAAAAA